Messenger RNA from Trichobilharzia szidati, 1216 nucleotides. The record is from the annotation of a GenBank genome assembly. NCBI's taxonomy places the organism in Eukaryota, Metazoa, Platyhelminthes, Trematoda, Strigeidida, Schistosomatidae.
AAACGACCUUGACAUCAUCUUUAAAUACGGUCACAUGCUUGCGUUCUUACAUUUGUAAUCAAACCAAAGACAUAAACGUUUAAAUAUGAACUCACUGAAGAUGGAAAAUGGUUAUUCCAUCCCUAUUCUUGGGCUUGGAACAUGGAAUAGUGCACCUGGUGAAGUUGGUGCAGCUGUGAAGAAAGCCUUGGAAAUUGGUUAUCGCCAUUUAGAUUGUGCUUAUCUGUACGCUAACGAAGCAGAAAUUGGUGAAGCAUUGGAGGAAUCAAUGAAGGAGCUCAAUUUAAAGAGGGAGGAUAUUUUCAUAACUUCCAAGUUAUGGAAUACAUUUUUCCGUCCAGAAAACGUGAGAAAGGGAUGUGAAGCUAGCUUGAAGAAUUUACGUCUAAAGUAUUUAGAUUUGUUUCUGGUUCAUUGGCCGGUCCCACUUGAACCUGGUAAAGGGUGUUUACCUACAAAAGAAGAUGGAAAGUUUUGUUUGGAUAUUGUGCCCCAUCUAGAAACAUGGAAGGAAAUGGAGAAAUUGGUCGAUGAAGGUUUAGUAAAAUCUAUUGGCCUUUCAAAUUUCAAUAAACGACAAAUUGAAAAUAUCCUUAAACAUUGCCGAAUUAAACCAGUCAAUCUGCAGAUUGAAAUCCAUGCAAACUUUCCAAAUAUUAAAUUGGUUGAAUAUGCACAAUCAGUUGGUAUGACUGUGACUGCCUAUGCACCUUUGGGUUCACCUACGGGUUUCCCGGGAAAAACAGAUCUGCUUACAGAACCAUGGGUUGUGGCAAUCGCUGAACGUCACAAAAAGACACCAGGUCAAGUUCUUAUACGCUACUUGGUUCAGAGGAAUCUUAUUGUAGUUCCUAAGUCUGUAACACCGAAAAGAAUUGAAGAAAACUUCCAGGUAUUCGAUUUUCAACUAUCCGAUGAAGAAAUGCAUGAUUUAAAUACUAAAGGUUUGAAUGACCGUCAGUUCAAAUUGUUACAAAUGAGUGAUCAUCCUGAAUAUCCAUUCAAUGAUGAAUAUUAAUGAAGAUGUGAAAAAACUAAAGGGGAAAUGAGAAAACUUUGAAAAAACAACUAUCGUUGCUAUACGUUCAUAUUCCCCUUUGGACAUAAAUCUUGGUUUAUUAAUCGAUUCAUAUUGCUGCAGACCUCUGUAUGAUGUAUGUGUGUUUGUGUAUGUAGAGAACAUGCUACGAAAUAUAAUGCCCUUUCUUAAAUAAAA